This is a messenger RNA of Aspergillus bombycis, 1524 nucleotides long. Its product is annotated as putative transcription regulator (RTG2). Lineage: Eukaryota; Fungi; Ascomycota; Eurotiomycetes; Eurotiales; Aspergillaceae. Bases 1 to 1524 code for a protein of 507 amino acids. The transcript has 2 exons. Gene Ontology annotation, biological process: regulation of transcription by RNA polymerase II. The record is from RefSeq and is a predicted model, not a curated record.
AUGCGCACUAUACUUCGCUUCCAGAUUGUCUGUCUGGAAGUGGGGGUACCAGCGAGCCAGAUACGAGUUAUUGCGACGGAAGCUACGCGGAAGGCGAUUAACUCGGAGGAGUUUGUGAAGGCCAUCCAGGACAGGACCCACGUCAGCGUGCGAAUGCUGCCAAAGGAUGAGGAGGGUGUCGUGGGUGCGUGGGGGAUUGCGAGCGGCUAUUCGGACAUCGAGGGACUGGCGAUUGACCUCGGGGGUGGAAGUAUGCAGAUGACUUGGAUUGUUUCGCAUGGUGGAAACGUGCAUAUCAGCCCCAAGGGAUCUAUCAGUUUUCCGUAUGGUGCGGCGGCUCUGACGCAGAAAUUGGAAGCUCUGACGAAGGGUAAAGACGAGGAUGAGGCAUGCAAGGCCAAGGCGCAAUUCCGUGAGGAGAUGACUAGUCAGUUUCGUCGCGCGUGGGAGGAUUUAGAGAUCCCCGAGGAACUCGUCAAUAAGGCGAAGAAAGACGGAGGCUUUCAGCUUUACCUCUCUGGAGGAGGAUUCCGGGGGUGGGGAUAUCUUCUUCUCUAUCUUCAUCAGGUCCGAGGCGAGUAUUACCCGAUUUCAAUCAUCAAUGGAUAUUCGGCGGGCAAGAAAGACUUCGAGAACACAGAGGCACUGAAGAAGGUUGCUAAGACUGCCAACGAUAUCUUCCGUGUCUCUGAUCGACGCCGAAAGCAAGUCCCCUCGGUCGCAUUUCUCGUGAACGUGCUCGCGAAGGCUAUUCCCCACGGCAUUAAAGAGGCUCAUUUCUGCCAGGGAGGCGUUCGAGAAGGUGCUCUGUAUCGCCAGAUCCUACCUGUUAUCCGUCAACAGGACCCAUUGCAAGUUGCAACCACGGGUUUCGCCCGCAGGUCCGCCCAGGCGAUGACUUUUAUGGCCUUCUCGUCCAUUCCUCGUCCAACAAAGGAGAGGUCUUUCCCCCAUUCUAUCAGUCCACAUGUCAUUCAGGCCUUUGCCAAUAUCCUUUAUGCGCAUUCUACGAUGUCUAAAGAAACAGCGGCCACAGCGGCCCUAUACAGCACCAGCACCGGCGUCCUGGCAGAAGCGCAUGGGAUACCACAUGCCGAUCGCGCUCGCCUGGCGUUGAUGCUGCAGGAGAGGUACGGUGGCGAAUUGCCACCUCGCGAGAUGGACUUUAAGAAAAGCCUACGCUCGCUGCUGACACCGGAGGAAAUCUGGUGGACGCGGUAUCUAGGGAAGCUUGGUCUCAUCAUCAGCCGUGUGUACCCCACAGGGGUCAUUGACCCGUCCAGACCGCGCGCUCUACCAAAAGCCCUCUGGGCAAACGAUUUGGGAAAGAAGAAGAAUAAGGAAGGCAUUGAGUUAAGGGUCUCGCUGCAGAAGGUAGGGUUUGAUCCCACCAGGUUGAAGCAAGAGUUAGAGGCAGACUUGAAGAAACUGCGGAAGGUUGGGAAAAGAAAGCACUGGAUUGGGGGUAGGGACGGAUGGGGGAUGAAAGUCGAAGUGGUUCUGCUGGAGGAGGACCUGUUCUAG